AUGUCGUUCCAGCACUCUGUCGAGCCUGACGGAUCAUCCAAUUAUUCCUUAAACUAUAGUAUGGAUAAUGAACAAGUUUCCGAUCUUUUGUUGACUUCAAACGCACAGUACGAACAACUUCAAGAUAUGGAAGAUGUUUCCUCAUCUAAUGCUUCAACUUUCCACCCUGUAGUGACAGCACCCGUGACUGAUGUUACAAAUGAUGAUCAUCACAAUUAA
Auanema sp. JU1783 is the source of this 219-nucleotide messenger RNA. Lineage: Eukaryota; Metazoa; Nematoda; Chromadorea; Rhabditida; Rhabditidae. The record is from the annotation of a GenBank genome assembly.